Molecule: messenger RNA, 837 nt
Organism: Ilex paraguariensis (yerba mate)
Lineage: Eukaryota; Viridiplantae; Streptophyta; Magnoliopsida; Aquifoliales; Aquifoliaceae
Source: the annotation of a GenBank genome assembly
UAAUCCCACACACUUUUUCUCUCCAUUCCUGCUGAAGUAAACCCUAGCUUCUGAGUGCAGAGCCGUCUAAGUAGCAGAGCCACCGGAAGCUAUCAUCCAAGAUGACUUUCAAGCGAAGGAAUGGAGGUCGAAACAAGCACGGUCGUGGCCAUGUAAACCCUAUCCGAUGCUCCAACUGCGGAAAAUGCUGCCCCAAGGACAAAGCUAUCAAGAGGUUUCUUGUGAGGAACAUAGUUGAGCAAGCUGCUGUUCGGGAUGUCCAGGAUGCUUGUGCCUUUGAGACGUACACUCUUCCCAAGUUGUAUGUGAAGAUGCAAUAUUGUGUUUCAUGUGCAAUUCACUCCAAAGUUGUUAGGGUGCGCUCAAGUACUGAUAGAAGGAACCGUGAACCCCCUCAGCGCUUCAGGCGUCCAAGGGAGGAUCAGCCCAGGCCUGGACAAGCACCACGUCCUGCUGGAGGAGCUCCAGCUGCUACCCGGACUUGAAAAACCACUUAUUAUUUCCUCUACUAAGCUUUUAAAUUUGGUGUUGGUGGAGUUUCAUUAUGCUUUAUUAUAAGAAGGAUUUGACAUUAAUUGCUAUUUUGUUUUGCUUUAAUGUGGACUAAUAUUGUGUUGUCAUUUUGAAUUUUAGGAAAAACUAAGAUUUUUGAAUUCUAUCAAUGAAGUCGUUUCAGACAUGUUACUUGUGGUUACUUCUCUAGUUUGGGGUUAUAAGCUAUUCGUGAUGGUAUUAUAAUUUAUUGGUAAACCAGGUGAGUAUAAGAUGACUGUCAGGGAGGACAAGAAAAUUAUGUUUUAAUUGAUUUUAGUUUGUUAAUAUAUGAUUAGCCGAAAG